Molecule: messenger RNA, 1958 nt
Organism: Cervus elaphus (red deer)
Lineage: Eukaryota; Metazoa; Chordata; Mammalia; Artiodactyla; Cervidae
Gene: PIGX
Product: phosphatidylinositol glycan anchor biosynthesis class X
Exons: 8
Coding region: 1-1098 (365 amino acids)
Biological process (GO): GPI anchor biosynthetic process
Cellular component (GO): endoplasmic reticulum membrane
Source: RefSeq, a predicted model, not a curated record
AUGCAUCAGGAAGAUCGCAUCGGCAAAUGCCUGGAAGUGGAGGAGAAUGCCGGGAGCUCGGCUAGGCGGUUCCCAGGACAGCACCGUGAGGGAGAGGGGCGGGGCGACGAAGGUGCUGGACGCCGGCCUACGGCUACCCCGGAACGUUUAGGGGCGGGGAGCCGGGAAACUACUGGACCGCAGGCGUGCGCGCAGCGAAUCUUCCUUCCGGGUCCCAAACUCCGUGACAGUGCGCUUCAGGAGCGGUGUAAACCUUGUGCACGUUCCUCCGAUCGCAUUUUAUCCCCGCGUGCUCUUCUGGGGCGCGCGUUCUCCGGCGUCCUGGCUACCCCAGCGGUGGCCGUCAGGGCAGUGGCCUGGCUGCUUCUCUGGGAGGCGGCUGGAUUCACCUGCUCGCCGGCCACAACAUUCAACAACACCCACUUCGUCGCCGGUAUAAGGGCCACUUGUUCUGAAAUUACUUUGAGACAAGAAGUUUUGAAAGAUGGUUUCCACAGAGACCUGUUAACAAAAGUGAAAUUUGGAGAAAGCAUUGAGGACUUACAGACCUGCCGACUCUUAGUUAAACAGUACAUCCCAACAGGACUUUUUGUGGAUCCAUAUGAGUUGGCUUCAUUACGAGAGAGAAACAUAACAGAGGCGGUGAUGGUUUCAGAAAAUUUUAAUAUAGAAGCUCCCAACUAUUUGUCCAAGGAAUCUGAAGUUCUCCUUUAUGCUAGACAAGAUUCACAGUGCAUUGAUUGUUUCCAGGCUUUUUUGCCUGUGCACUAUCGCUAUCAUCGGCCACAUAUUAAAGAUGGAGAAACGUUUAUUGUGGUCCAUAACCCUGACUUAUUGAUGUAUUGUGACCAAGAGUUUCCAGUCUUGAAAUGCUGGGCUCAGUCAAAGGUGACAGCUCCUUGUGCUUUGAACAGUAAGGAUAUCUGUCAAUGGAACAAUAUGAAAUAUAAAUCAGUAUACAAGAAUUUGACUCUACAAGUUCCAGUGGGACUGACCAUACAUACCUCUUUAGUAUGUUCUGUGACUCUGCUCAUUACCAUCCUGUGUUCUACUUUGAUCCUUGUGGCUGUUUUCAAAUAUGGCCAUUUUUCCCUAUGAAUUUUAUGUAGUUAAAUACUUUCCAUAAACCUAAAUAAGACCUAUUCAUUUGUGACUAGAAGUGUUCUUCUAGAAUUAUGUCAUUACUUUUGCCUUUUGUCUUCAUUUAUGGCUAAUAUUAUGUUUACUAGAGGAAAUUCUGGAUCAUUCUCAACUAAUUUCAAAAUUCAGUGCUCUAUUGUGUAGACCUCUAAUAAUCCUCAAGCAUCAGGGGCCAGUACGGGAAACUUGAUUCUGUUAAAUUAAUAUUAUUUAUGAGAAGUGACUUAAUCUUCAUUUCGGUUAUAAAUAAAUACUUUAUUAGAGACAAAUUAUUGCUAAAAAUUGAGAAAAUUAUUAUGAUUGAGACUAAUUUGGAUGAAUCAGAGCUUAUUUAAAUGUUAGUUUUAUAAGAAUAUUAACUUACGCAGUUUCAAAGAAAAUUAUUAAAGUAGGACUUCUAAGAAAUUAAUAUCAAAAUUGAUUAUUCCUUGAAGCUUUUCCAUUCUCUUUUUAUAAUGCUGCUUUUGAAUAUAUGAAUUGGCAAAGGAUUGAUGGAGUUAAGUACUAAUACUAAAAAGUAUAUUUUACUAAGUUGUAUAGUUACAAAAGUUUUUGAAUCUUCAGGUGAUUUUUUUUUAAGAACAAAAGGUCUUGGUUUAUUGUUUUUCUUUGGAAGAAAUUAGAAAAUAAAGCAAAUGCAUAAGCUAAUUAAGAAAUAAAAGGGCAAGCAUCUUCCAAAACAGAAGCCAAUAACUAGGGUAUGUUUUGUAUAGCAUAAUGGGAUAUGAUAUACUUUAUAUAUGCUAUCACUGGUUAAUUUCCUAAAACAUUCUGAUAUUUUUUAAUGGGAAUAAAUAUUUUCUAAUUUGCCAUGUUAA